GGCAGCUUUACAUAAGACUGGAUUCUCAGGGACCAGAGCAACAGUCAGUCACUCAGUCAGUCGGGGGAGCGUUCAGCAUGCCAGGCUGCAGAAGGGAGCUGAGCUCCUGCACGGUGGCGGACGCGCAGCAGCAGCAGCCAGAGGGGAUGCUACUGCCUUCUCUGCUCCCAGGAAGCAGCGGCUCUGCAGCCGAAGCCAGCGCUCCCUAAGAGAACUAACCGCUGGGCUAUGGAAUACAGAUGUGGUCGCUCAGCUAGGAGAAGCUGGCCCAAAGGAAGACAGCAUGUUCUACUCUAAGGAGAAACUGUAGAAGCCAGUUGUGGUUAGGGGGAGGUUUGGGUGGGUGUUUUUUUUUCUUUCAUUCUAUCCCCCCCUCCCCAAAGUGUAAAGAUGCAAAAACGUAACAUUCAUGAAGAUCCCAUUACCUAGGAGGAAUCUCGACUUCAGCAGUGGAUGCCCACUUGGCAUUUAUUUGUUCUUGGAGGGUUCUGCUUGGCAGGCAAAGAAUAAUGUGCCCAAAUUGGUCCAUCUCCCAAGGGGUCCAAUUUUUCUUCCUGGGUGUCAGCGAGCCCUGACUCACGACAGUGCAGCUGACAGGGGCUGUCAUGCUAGAGGUACCCUAAGCCAAAGCAAAGGACCUAAGGAAGACCUGUGAACAACACAAAGGAUGGGUUUCAAUGUAAUUAGGCUACUGAGCGGAUCAGCUGUAGCCCUGGUAAUAGCUCCCACUGUGUUACUGACAAUGCUCUCUUCUGCUGAACGAGGAUGCCCUAAGGGCUGUAGGUGCGAAGGCAAAAUGGUAUAUUGUGAAUCUCAGAAAUUACAGGAGAUACCCUCAAGUAUAUCUGCUGGCUGUUUAGGUCUAUCCCUUCGUUAUAACAGCCUUCAGAAACUUAAAUAUAACCAGUUCAAAGGGCUCAACCAGCUCACCUGGCUUUACCUAGACCACAACCAUAUCAGCAAUAUAGACGAGAAUGCUUUUAAUGGCAUACGCAGACUGAAAGAGUUGAUUCUGAGUUCCAAUCGCAUCUCCUAUUUUCUUAACAAUACCUUCAGACCUGUGACCAAUUUACGGAACUUGGACCUGUCCUAUAACCAGCUGCAGUCUCUGGGAUCAGAACAAUUCCGGGGCUUGCGGAAGCUGCUGAGUUUACAUUUGCGGUCCAACUCCCUGAGAACCAUCCCUGUGAGGAUAUUCCAGGACUGUCGCAACCUGGAACUCUUGGACCUGGGCUACAACAGGAUCCGAAGCCUGGCCAGGAAUGUCUUUGCAGGCAUGAUCCGCCUGAAAGAACUUCACCUAGAGCAUAAUCAGUUUUCCAAGCUCAACUUGGCACUGUUCCCUAGGCUGGUCAGCCUGCAGAACCUGUACUUGCAAUGGAAUAAAAUCAGUGUCAUAGGGCAAACCAUGUCCUGGACCUGGAGCUCCUUGCAAAGGCUGGAUUUGUCAGGGAAUGAAAUCGAAGCCUUCAGUGGACCCAGCGUUUUCCAGUGUGUCCCCAAUUUGCAACGCCUCAACCUGGAUUCCAAUAAGUUGACAUUUAUUGGGCAAGAGAUUUUAGAUUCUUGGAUAUCCCUCAAUGACAUUAGCCUGGCCGGGAACAUAUGGGAAUGCAGCAGGAAUAUUUGCUCCCUGGUCAACUGGCUGAAAAGUUUCAAAGGGCUGAGGGAAAAUACCAUCAUCUGUGCCAGCCCCAAAGAGCUACAAGGGGUGAAUGUGAUCGAUGCCGUGAAAAAUUACAGCAUCUGUGGCAAAAGUACCACAGAGAGGUUCGAGCUGGCCAGGGCUCUGCCCAAACCCACCUUCAAACCGAAGCUGCCCAGGCCCAAGCAUGAGAGCAAGCCCCCUGUCCCCCCCACGGUGGGGGCCACCGAACCAGGUCCAGAGACCGACCCAGAAGACACAGAACACAUCUCCUUCCACAAGAUCAUCGCCGGCAGCGUGGCCCUGUUCCUGUCCGUCCUGGUGAUCCUGCUGGUAAUCUAUGUGUCCUGGAAGCGGUACCCGGCUAGCAUGAAGCAGCUGCAGCAGCGUUCACUCAUGCGGAGGCAUAGGAAAAAGAAAAGGCAGUCCCUCAAGCAGAUGACCCCCAGCACCCAGGAAUUCUAUGUUGAUUACAAGCCCACCAACACAGAGACCAGUGAGAUGCUCCUGAAUGGGACAGGACCCUGCACAUAUAGCAAGUCGGGCUCCAGGGAGUGUGAGAUACCUUUAUCAAUGAAUGUGUCAACCUUUCUCGCAUAUGACCAGCCAACAAUCAGUUACUGUGGGGUGCAUCACGAUCUUCUCUCUCAUAAGCCCUUUGAAACGAAUGCCCAGGAAGAAACAAUGGAAACCCACCUGGACACUGACCUGGAUCUGAGCACAAUCACCACAGCUGCCCGAAUCAGUGAACACACUCAACAGCUGGCUUAAUUACACUCUUUGGGAGCGGAGGGACAUCACCAAACUCUAUGUUACCCGAAGGACAAAAAAGAGGAGGAUUUGGUUGUUCUUGAUGGAUUCCAAAAGCCCCUGUUCCAAUAAGCAAAACAGAAACAAAAAACAAGAACCAAGAGCGAGACCCGAAAUUGAUUAAGACGUGAAUUGUUUCAAGUUGACACUUUGUAAUUAGCUAAGUUGUGCAGUAUUUUUUUGACUUAAACAGAGUAUGACCCUGGGGAAAAAAAAAAGAAUCUUUUUUUCAGAACUCAUCCUACCUACCUGUUAAAAAAAAAAAAAAGAAGAAAGAAAAAAGAAAAAAAACUGUACAGAGCUAAUGUAUUUUUCAUAUUGUAAAGUUUCAAUUAUUAAGAGCAAUUGGUAUGUACAGUACCAUGAUUUAAUUACAUUUUGCUUUACAAAUUUCUGUUUCUAAAAUUUUAAAUUAACAAUGAGUCUUUCCUGUGUUCUUCUGAGUUACUCCAUUUUGUAGGGACUGGCUUUGUUACUGCUUUGGGACGCCCAGAAAACUCCACUCUGGGAAUAGUGAUGGGCAGACAGAUCCUACAUUAUUUUUACCAGGCUUACCACAUAGAAUUUUAUCUACUCGCUCCAGAAAUAAUACAUUAACCAAAAGGGGUAAAAUGUUUAAUUGCUCAGAUUUGUGAGAGGUUGGUUCUUCAAAGAUGAAGACAAUUUUUUUUUUUCCUUACAAAUGAAAAUCAGAGGAGUGUUGGGUUUUUUUUUUUAAUGGUUCUUCUCAGACUUCCUGUUGCCUUGAAUCACAGCCUAGUUUCUAAGCAGCAAAAUGUUAACGAUAAAGAGGGAUAUUUUAACAACACAUUUCUGAAUGAAUGACUCAUUAUUUUAUUCUUUUGAGUAACAUAGGGCUGGUAUUGAAGGGUCGGCAAACGUAUUGGCAGGUCAUCAAUAGAGACAAAAGCCAUAAAAGGAACGACAGAUACAUUCAUACACUUUAAAGCUAAAAAGC
Molecule: messenger RNA, 3413 nt
Organism: Dromiciops gliroides (monito del monte)
Lineage: Eukaryota; Metazoa; Chordata; Mammalia; Microbiotheria; Microbiotheriidae
Gene: LRRTM3
Product: leucine rich repeat transmembrane neuronal 3
Exons: 3
Coding region: 668-2416 (582 amino acids)
Cellular component (GO): plasma membrane
Molecular function (GO): protein binding
Source: RefSeq, a predicted model, not a curated record